GCGGGCCGCCGGGCCCGGCGAGGGCGCUCCAGGCCGGACCUCCGGAGCAGUCGCGCGCCGCCGGGGCCGCUCUAGCCGGCGGGCAGGAGCGCGGUGCACCUCGGGAAGGCGGCGGGCUGCUCCAGCCCUCGGCGUCGCGGGCGCCAUGGUAGGUGGCGAGGCUGCCGCCGCGGUGGAGGAGCUGGUGUCCGGCGUGCGGCAGGCGGCCGACUUCGCGGAGCAGUUCCGCUCCUACUCCGAGAGCGAGAAGCAAUGGAAAGCCCGCAUGGAAUUCAUCCUGCGCCACCUGCCCGACUACCGCGACCCGCCCGACGGCGGCGGCCGCCUGGACCAGCUGCUGUCUCUGUCCAUGGUGUGGGCCAACCACCUCUUCCUGGGCUGCAGCUACAAUAAAGACCUUUUAGACAAGGUGAUGGGAAUGGCUGAUGGGAUUGAAGUGGAAGACCUGCCACAGUUCACUACCAGAAGUGAAUUAAUGAAAAAGGUAGAACUAGACUCUGUCCAGUCAUGCAGAGCUGCUGAAAGAUCAGAAUAUUUCAUGAAGUUUGGGUGCAAACCCCAAGAGCAUCAAAGCUAAGACGGAAGGUUAACAUCGUGUCAUCAUGAGCUGCAGGCUUACAAAGGAGGCUGGGACAAGUGUGACACUGACCACAGAGCUCUGGAGACUGCUGGGACUGCCAACAGAAAGAGGCAGGUGGAAUGACAGGGAACCUGUCUCAGCUGGCUUUUUCCAAGUCCUCACCCUUUGAGUAGCUGUCACUGUAACAGUGUGCAUGGAUAUUUAUGUAUUUAUAGAUCAUGCCGUCUGAGGUGAAUUCAACAACAUUGUACGAGCCCUCUUUCCUGUUGUUUUAUAAAUGCCAAACUUUUUGUUUAAAAUGCUCUUUUAAAAUAUAUUAAUGUAAUAAUGGCAGGUAA
This is a messenger RNA of Oryctolagus cuniculus (rabbit), 918 nucleotides long. The record is from RefSeq and is a predicted model, not a curated record. NCBI's taxonomy places the organism in Eukaryota, Metazoa, Chordata, Mammalia, Lagomorpha, Leporidae.